Staurois parvus is the source of this 475-nucleotide messenger RNA. The record is from the annotation of a GenBank genome assembly. Lineage: Eukaryota; Metazoa; Chordata; Amphibia; Anura; Ranidae.
AUGGGCCCCUGUACCGCCUCCUCAUGCUGCUGCCAGGCCCGUAAUCUGCCAUGGGCCCCCGUACCGACUCCUCAUGCUGCUGCCAGGCCCGUAAUCUGUCAUGGGCCCCUGUACCGCCUCCUCAUGCUGCUGCCAGGUCCAGAGUGUGUCAUGGGUCCCUGUACGGCCUCCCAUUGCUGCUGUCUCCAUCGCCACACUCUGCCAUGUGCCACUUUCAGGUCUCCUCACACUGCUGGUGGGUUCCAUUUUUGUCAUAGGGUGCUGUAUGGCCUCCCAUUGCUGCUGCCUCCACCGCCACACUGUGGCUCCACACUCUGGUUUUGGCCCCGUGACUGCCCAAAUGAGUGAAGUGUGCGGUGAUUCUAAGAUCGACGGCACUCAUCUGCAUGUCAUACUGACUGACAGUAUUAUUUCUCUUCCCCAGCAGACUCCAAGGGCAUUUAAAUUAAAGGUACAGUGUUCUGCACUAAUAUAA